AGAGCUAAAAUGACAUGUGGGCACAUAUUGACCCCAGAAAGUAUGGCUGAUUACUGUAGAAGUAUAUUACAAGCAAAUAAGCACAUCAUACAAUGCCCCGCCUACACAUGUCAAUCAGAGUGGCCGUAUUUCGUUGUCAGGCACAUUUCUUCGUUUGCACUGAGAGCAAGUGAACUGGAAGAAUUUGAUAUAAUGCUUUCUGAAAGAUACUUGAACAGAAACAUUGGAAUUCAGAAGUGUCCAAAAUGCAGUACGUACAUUAUGAAGGACGCCACUGUUAAGACUAACAAUGUUUUCUGCCAAAUCUGCUCCAAGAAUGGAAAAAAAAAAUUUUUUUGCUGGCUUUGUUUGCAGCCUUGGCUCAGUGAUCAAGAAAGCAGCAAAUGUGGAAAUUUGAACUGUAGUGACGUAGAUAAAAGAAUUACAAUUUUACAAGAUUGUCCUAAUAAAGUCAUACUGAAUCGUGAUGCUCCGUCGAUUAGGGGUUGUCCUAAAUGCGGACUUCUGCUUGAAUACAAAUCUGCUUGUUCUCAAAUCUGCUGCAAAGGCUGCAAGCAUUAUUUCUGCUUCUUCUGUUUGAAAGGGGCGACAAGCAAAGCCCUGCUGACUUGUGAUCCUUAUAACUCAUCCUGUCAGAUUGCCCCCAAGCAAACCUUUUUGCCU
Helobdella robusta is the source of this 663-nucleotide messenger RNA. RefSeq lists its product as hypothetical. The transcript is spliced from 2 exons. The annotation marks the transcript as partial. NCBI's taxonomy places the organism in Eukaryota, Metazoa, Annelida, Clitellata, Rhynchobdellida, Glossiphoniidae. The record is from RefSeq and is a predicted model, not a curated record.